UUAAAAUGGAAGACAACAAGGAACAGAAACUGGAGAAUCUAUGGAGCGAUUGCUUCAGCACAGAGGCGAUGCAGAACCUGACCAAAGAAUCCCACCUUGUUCUGUUCGGAGAUAAUAGCAGUGGCAAAUAAAUCCAUCAUUGAUUACAUUUCCAAAAAUAUUAUUAAGAUUAAAUAAGAAGGGCCAAGAUGAUGAAGGACCUCGCCUGUUUUCCUCCUUCGACUACGAUCACCUUGGCAAUACCAAUGUGUGGUACUUGAAUGACCCGGAGAUGAAGGAUUUCCUCAUAGAUAAUUUCAAACCUGGCUUUUUGGAAGACACUAUCUUCGCAAUAGUAUUAGACUCCUCAAAGCCGUGGCAGUUCUUGGAUCAAUUAUCAAUCUGGUCGGACGUCAUCUUCGAGAUUAAUAAGAAGCUUUUCCUUCAGCUCCCUGUUGCCAAGCAAAACAAGAUGAAGAAGGAUAUCGAAAACCACAAAUACGAAGAUGAAAAAGAGGAAGAAACUCCAGAAGGAGAGGGUAACCAAGAAGAAAUGAAAGAGGCAUUGAACUUAAUGGACCUCGAGGAAGGUAUUCUCAACGUCAAUCUUGGUGUCCCCCUCCUUGUGAUCUGAACAAAGUCUGAAGUAAUCGCUACUGGAGAAGCAAUGAAAUACUUUUCCCCCAGAUUUGAGUUCAUCUUGAAAAAUCUUAGAGAGUUCACAUUAAGAUAUGGAGCAACGCUGAUUUUCACCUCAGCAAAGAAAGGAACAAAUAUGAAUGUGUUGAAUGAUUACAUGAGAUUCAUCUACUCUGAAGAGGACUUUGAGCACCCGCCUGAGAUCAAUGAUAAAGAAGGAAUCUUCAUCCCGUGCGGGUUUGACUCUCCCAAGCUCAUCCAGCAGCUAUGUCCCAGCAUCAAUGAUCCCUAUGACAAAAUUGUAAGCAACCUUAUUGGCUCAGGAGAGAUCGACCAUCAAGAAAUCAUCUGAGAAAGUUGGGAGGAAUGACUCGAAGAACUAUCCAAGAACGAGAGUUUGUGCGAAGACGUACCUGAUAACAUCUUUGGAGAUCCUUCCAAGUCUGGCGAUGACUCAAAGGCUUCAACUAAGGUAAAUGCUAAGAGCUUCUUCGAGAAACUCAAGGGGAAUACCAGCAAGAUCAGGACCUCCACGGCCGGCCGCACCUCUGAUGAAACUGAGGAAGAGAAGAAGAAGAAAAUGGAAGAUUUCAAGAAAAAAUUACAAAUAGAUACUGAUUAAGUGAAACCAAAAUAUAACUAAUUUUAAUAAAUUCAAAAAUUGU
This is a messenger RNA of Moneuplotes crassus, 1283 nucleotides long. Lineage: Eukaryota; Ciliophora; Spirotrichea; Euplotida; Euplotidae. The record is from the annotation of a GenBank genome assembly.